AUUGAUUUCAGCUGGGCAACGCGAUGGAUGAGCCGCUCCUGUUUCAUUCACCGGGAGACCAAUUAACCCACCUUCAUGAGGUGCUGGGAUGCGAGAUACUGCAAGCAAAAAAGGCGGAAGGGUGCGUUUAAUCCGUCUGCGGAUCCUGUGAGCUUGCCAUGGCUGUGACGGGGACAUGCAACUGGACAGGGAGGAAUGUGCCUUUUUAUUAUUUCGUGCUGUUCUCCUUAUUUUGUGGCCUUGGGUUUGGACAGCUGCGGUAUUCGAUCACAGAAGAACUGGAAAACGGAGCUCUGGUAGGUGAUCUGGCGCACGAUUUGGGGCUGGAUAUUCGAAGGCUCUCCACCCGAAAAAUCAAGUUAACCUCCAGCAGCGGGAAGCGCUACGUGAUUGUCAAUCCCAAAAAUGGGAAACUGCUCGUCAAUGACAGGAUCGACAGAGAGGCGCUGUGUGAUUUGUCUAGCACCUGCCUCAUUAAUCUGGAGGUGAUGGUAGAAAACCCCACAGAGGUGCACCACGUCGAGGUGGAGAUUGUGGAUGCAAAUGACAAUGCGCCGCAGUUCCCCAGAGACGAGUAUCAACUGGAAAUAACAGAAUCGGCUAUGCCAGGUUCCCGUUACCCAAUUGAAAACGCUCAAGAUYCAGAUAUUGGGUCCAAUUCUGUCCGCAUGUAUCAGCUCAGCACAAACGAGAAUUUCGCGCUGGUGUCAAACAAACCUUCAAUCAACACAAAGCACAUAGAGCUAGUGCUCAAAAAGCCCCUUGAUCGCGAGCAGACGCCUUACCACCAGUUAAUUCUAAGUGCUGUAGAUGGCGGAAUACCUGAAAAAACAGGGAUGGCCAAAAUCAACAUCCGGGUCCUGGACUCAAACGACAACGUUCCGGUGUUCGACAACUCGGUGUACAAGGUGAAACUGUUAGAAAACUCCCCCAAAGAUACCCUGGUGAUAAAACUGAACGCGACUGACUUGGAUGAAGGCACAAAUGGAGARGUUUAUUACUCUUUCAGCAGCUACACUCCAGAGAGAGUCAGACAGAUGUUCAGCAUGGACACCAAUACAGGUGAAAUAAGAGUGAGGAGCAACGUCGACUAUGAGGAGACCAACUCUUAUGAGAUGUACAUCCAGGCAAUGGAUAAGGGCCCAGGUGCAGUUGCAGCCCACUGUAAGGUGGUUGUAGAGGUUGUGGAUGUGAAUGACAAUGUCCCUCAGAUAGUGCUGUCAUCUCUCUCGAGCCCUGUGAGGGAGGAYGCCCGUGCAGACACAGUAGUGGCCCUYAUUAGUGUCACUGAUCGAGACUCCGGCACUAACAAGCAGGUUACCUUAGAGAUCCCAGCAGGCCUUCCAUUCAAGAUCAAGUCAUUCAGAAACUACUACACCCUGGUUACCUCAGCUUUCCUGGACCGCGAGACCACUGAUGCCUACAAUGUCACUCUGAGUGCCACRGACGGAGGAAACCCUCCCUUAUCUUCCCAGAAGACCAUACAGGUGGAUGUGGCGGACGUUAAUGACAACCCGCCACGCUUUGAGCAGACUUCAUACACAGUAUAUGUGAYUGAGAACAAUGCCCACGGGGCCUCUUUGUGUACUGUGAAAGCUCAAGAUGCGGACAUCAAGGAGAACGCACGCAUCACCUACACAGUGCUCAAUGACAACAACCACGGCAUUCCUGUCACCUCAUAUGUGUCUGUGAAGGCCGAUACAGGGGAGGCUUAUGCCCUGCGAGCCUUCGACUAUGAGUCACUGAGAGAGUUUCAUUUCCAGGUCAAAGCCCAGGAUGGGGGCAUUCCUCCGCUCAGCAGAGUUGCUACCGUCUACAUCUAUAUAAUGGAUCAGAAUGACCAUGCUCCACUGAUAGUCAGUCCUCCUGGCAAUGGRACACGCUCCCUAGAGACGGUACAAAAGAAUGCAGAGCCUGGUGCCUUAGUGACAAAAGUGGUGGCAUAUGACGCAGAUGCUGGUCCAAACGCUUGGCUGGUCUACGUGCUGGAGACUGCCACUGACCUGGACCUUUUCAAAGUGCACGAGCACACCGGAGAGAUCCGGACCACUCGAAGGAUCCURGAGGACAACUCCACUUCUUUUGCUCUAACAGUUGUGGUGAAAGACCACGGUGAGCCAAUUCUCUCCUCUACGGCCACCAUCAACGUGGCAGUCAUGGAGGUGGCACCGAAAGUGGCACCUGAUACCAAGAAAGUCAUGCGACCUCAUACCACAUGGUUUMUGUCAAAUGUGACUCUGUACCUUAUUGUGGCUUUGASUGCCACAACGUUUGUAUUCCUGGUCACUGUGGUGGUGCUCGCCAUUGUCCGMUGCCAUGCCUACUGCUCACAGCCAGGUUCAUGCUCCCCUUGCUGUGGGUCACAGAAGCCUCCUCCAGAUGGCGGGAGCAGCAGUGUCAGUGCAGGYGGGGGAGCAGGUGSAGGGGCCCCGGGACAGCCUAAUAACAACGUUGUGCUUCGAAGAGACCUCAAAGUGGAACCUCAUUACAUCGAGGUGCGUGGGAAUGGUUCCCUGACAAAAACGUACUGCUACAAGACCUGCUUGACCGCCACCUCUGGCAGCGACACCUUCAUGUUCUACAACACGGGCCGGCCUAUCAGCGGCACCUGGGGUAGUGGCGCUGACCGUUUCUUCACUAGUGGAAGUGGAUUUGUAAGGAGACUGAGUAUGCCUGACGCCUCACUUCAGAUAUGCCCAGAGCCAAAGGCCCCGAAUGCUGACUGGCGAUACUCUGCAUCUUUGAGAGCAGGGGUGCAGAGUUCUGUCCACAUGGAGGAGUCUUCGGUGAUGCAGGGUGCCCAAGGGAUGCUGGUGCAGAACUGGCCUACUGUAUCCAGUGCUGCAGAUGGAGAGGGCGGCGGGGAGCUCUCUCCCCCGGUGGGGGCUGGAGUCAACAGCAACAGCUGGCACUUCCGAUACGGCGCUGGACAAAGCUACAUCCCUCCUCAGCCUCUGAAACCUGGAGAGAUUCCACCAGAGGCCUUCAUCAUCCCCGGAUCUCCAGCCAUCAUCUCCAUCCGCCAUGACGCGGGCCCUGUGGACGACAAGGGCGACUUCAUAAGCUUCGGCAAGAAGGACGAGGCCAAGAAGAAGAAGAAGAAGAAGAAAGACAAGAAGGACAAGAAGGAUAAGGGGAAGGAUGACAGCGGGGAUGAUUAGAGGAGAAGGAGGUGACCAAAAAGCAGAGCUACCCAGUUAAUCUACCGUACCAGUUUCAGAGCCAGAAAAAUAAACCAAGUGCACAAUAUAACCAAGGGGUCUCCCUUGUGCCAUGUUUGCAUAGACCUUGUACAGUGGCCAAAGGCUCGUUUGAUCAGCCUUGGCUCUCGCAUUAACCGAACAACAAAUACUCCUAAUCCAAAAGGCUGGACCAAAUUGAAACGAAAACCAAUUUAUUCGUUAGCGUAGCUUUACUGUGAUUUACCAUCCACUCCCCCCAAGCCGCUAUCUGCUUUGUACAUUUGACAACAGAAACGCGCCGUAGAUGGCGCUCUAUUUGUAUCCGACCUCUGUCAGCCGAAGCAGCUGAUGUCAACGUCUCCGGCGCUCUUAUUUCUUGCCAAGCCAACGUGAAGCGAAAGCCAAACAGAAACUAACAAAACGAUUGAAGUAGAAGCUUUCGCCUCCAGUAUCACAGAGGGCUUAUAGGAAUUCAGAACAUGAAGUCUUUUGUAAAAAAAAAAAAAAAGAAAACAAAAGGAAAAAAAGCAAAAAGUUCUAAUAUUUCCUAUGUAUCUUUCAUGAGAUAAGCACCUUUGAGAGAAUGAGGAGGACGAGAGUAGCUGGAGCACGCUUUGACAGAGCUGUGUCUUAAUGGAACAGCACAUUGGACGGACGGGCUGAAGACCUGCACCGGGUCGCAGUAGCUGUCCCGCGAGUUUGUCCCCAGGUUAGUUUAUAAGCAAGGGGCUGCAUAACUCCUACUUCAUUUGGAAUUAGUAAGUUAUUGAAAUUGAUUGUACAGAGUUAGUUUUAUGAGUAUUUUGUCAGCAAUAGCAAUAUGUUGCUAUGGUAAUUGUUAAAACAGAUAUAUGCGACUAGACUGAUGGGGAAAUAGUAUAAUGGUUAAAAGAUAACAGAACUGUUUUUGUCCAUUCUCUUCCAGUUAUUCUUUGCUAACAAUUUCCCAAAGCUGCUGUGAUUUUUAAUCCUAUUUGUUUUAUUUGUGUGUUUUCUUCUUUGGACUGUUAAACGUGCUUAGUCUCAAAACUCCCGGAAGUGAGCAGAGCUUGUGGGUUUACUGCCUUAAAUUUAUUUACAGUUAAUAAAAAAUAUGUUUUUCUCUUUCAAGCUUAUGCUAAAUGAACUAUAGUCUGAAAAUGAAUAACAUCAGGGAUUAAUGGGUAUACCUCCAACCCCUAGGUGGCAGCAGAGUGGGAUAGGCAUCGACUGUCACUAAUAGGAUACGUAUGCCACCUCGGUGGCAUUAAGASUGAAAUUUAUUUCAGGCGAAGUUUUUGCUACAAGGGGUUGAACGUUUUUCACGUUUUGUUGCAUAAACAUUUUGCCCCUGUUGUAUUUUUAACAAAUCUAAAAAAUAGACGAGAUACUUCAGAGCCAGCAUUUCAAGCCAAUUCUUUUUUUCAUUUUUUCAUUUUGGCUUAAACACAGCAUCUUAAGCUAAUUGUCAAAGCAAUAAUAUUUUGCCAGAUUCGAAGGAAAUAUAAACAAAAUGCUGACCUUUAGCUGGUUGACAGUGAAAGAUAAUCUGUAGAAAAUGGACAGAAACAUAAAAACGCACAUCUAAGGGUUUUUUGCUAAAUUGCUAAUGCGAAAAUGUGCUGUUUGCAAACAAAAAAGGGAAAAAAAUGCUACUUUACUGUUCGUGAGUGCAGUUGUGUGAUUAUGUAUCAUUUGCACUUGCUUUAUUGCUUGCCUAAUUAUAUAGUUGUUCCAUAGGGUAACGCUGAAUCAGAUUGUUGUGGUAUUGCUUGUCAAGCGGGAAUUGGAAAUAACUAGGGAACCUACAUGCAGCUGAUGCGGACGGCCUCCAAACUUUCCUCUUAAAACAUGGCAAGGUUCAAUAUGGUCUUAAUAAUACACCCACUCACACUAAAAUUCUGACUCUUCUUGCCUCACACAUAGAAAAAAAACCCCAACAACAAACACUGUCUACCAAACAGGACACAUAAAAGAAAAACCAAGCUCAAACCAAGAACCCACACUACUUCCCGGCAGCUAAAGAACUGAAGGCCAGUGCUUAAUAAAAGAGUGUAUUAUAYGGCUCGGAAGCAGAAAGGUUGCUUGUCGCUUCAUUUCUGUUCAAGCCCCGAUCCCUCCGCUUCUGUCUUUGAAUGUUAAGUAGUUGUUCUUCAAGCUCUGCACCACUGCCUCGACUGCUUCAGUGCUUGUAGGAUUUGCUUGCCCCCGCUGCCUGUUUCCUCCCUCGACUCCUCAGAUCUACAYGGUUUGGCCUCUUUCGAGUCACCCUCCUUCAGUGAACUGUGCAGUUGUAACAGCGUAUAACAUUUGUGUAUAUUCAUAUAGCCACACAUAGCGACGCAGGAAUGCAACGCAACACACUCGCAUUUACCGCCCCUUCCCUUCCCUUGGGUUCGGCUUCAGCUCAAAGCGAGCUUGGGCGCUUCUGCUGGCGACUCUCACCUUCCGACUGUUCGUUGUUGGCAGCUCUGUCSCCUCUUGCACGGGUUCCUGAGCUUGGCAUAGUGAAGACGCCUGAUGGGUUAGCAGGACCUCGGAUUAUGCUCUUCUGGAUGUGAUGGAGAGGCAAAAAGUGGAGACGGAGGGGAGCAAAAAGCCUGGGUCCAGUAGCAACGGAAAGCAAAAUCACUGGGCUACUUUUGUGCGAGCAAAGACGUUGGAGUUCCUCGAUAAGAGAAGAUCAACUUGGGUCGACUCAAAUCACUURCAAAGAGGGUGAAGCACAGUUUGUCGCUAAUGSAAACGGACUAAGGUUUUGAUUCUMUUAGAGAUGGGGUUGGGAGUUGGGGGAGGGGGUUCAAACUAACUGGGGGUGAAACUGUUUUGUUGUGCAGUCAUUGGUGGUCAUGUAAAAAAAAAAAAAAAAAA
Poecilia reticulata (guppy) is the source of this 6032-nucleotide messenger RNA. Its product is annotated as protocadherin alpha-C2-like. Gene Ontology annotation, cellular component: plasma membrane. Gene Ontology annotation, biological process: homophilic cell-cell adhesion. NCBI's taxonomy places the organism in Eukaryota, Metazoa, Chordata, Actinopteri, Cyprinodontiformes, Poeciliidae. The record is from RefSeq and is a predicted model, not a curated record. Gene Ontology annotation, molecular function: calcium ion binding.